This is a messenger RNA of Fraxinus pennsylvanica, 555 nucleotides long. The record is from the annotation of a GenBank genome assembly. NCBI's taxonomy places the organism in Eukaryota, Viridiplantae, Streptophyta, Magnoliopsida, Lamiales, Oleaceae.
AUGGAGCAACCACCACCAUGCUAUGAACAUCAAAUAACCACAUCUCUUCACAGCUCCACCACCGUGGAAAAAUGCAUGAAACAAAGUAGCGGAACUCGGCAUCCGGUCUACCAUGGUGUUCGUAAAAGACGGUGGGGAAAAUGGGUGUCCGAAAUUCGAGAACCGCGUAAAAAAACUCGAAUAUGGCUAGGUUCCUUCCCAGCUCCAGAAAUGGCAGCUAGGGCAUAUGAUGUGGCUGCUUAUUGUCUUAAAGGACACAAGGCUCAGCUCAACUUUCCCGAUGAAAUCGAGCACUUGCCCCGACCCUUGACUAGCACGGCCAAGGAUAUUCAGGCCGCUGCGGCAUUGGCGGCCAAUAUGGUGGCCGAAAAAGGUGAAGUUUUGCGUGACGGCAGUGGAGAUGAUUUCUGGGCGGAGAUAGAGCUGCCAGAGCUGAUAGAACAUAAUGGGACAGAUACUUAUGGUGGCUAUUUAUCAGAGGUAUGGCGUUGGAAUUCUUCUUCGGAGGUUUUCCCCGGCGGCGCCACCUCCAUUGACGAUGAAGAAAUUUUGUAA